AUGUUUUCGUCUCUCGCCCAAGGGACGCGUAGUUCGGCGCCAGUGGUCAACCCUUUCGCCCCAACCCCGAACACGGGCGGGAAGAAUCCAUUCAGCACCGAUGUUGCAGCCGGCUCAACGAAAGACGAGCGCAGAGCGAGACCUAAUCCGUUUCAAACGACUGACAGCAACCUGAGUGAUGGUGGUGCUAAGCAACAAGCCAGACGCAGUCCAUUUGAUACCGGCGGGAAAAAGCCCAAAGGCAAAGGCAGAUCCCGCCAACAUAAAGCAGAAAAUCAGAAUGGAUUACUUCAGCCACCACAGCCAGAUGGCCAAGACUCGCGAGCCAUGUCGCCUUCGAGCGCUUUAUCUGACGAAAUGAGCGAUGAACCUGUUCCCGUCAUUCCGUACAACUCGACAGAUGCUCUGGCCCGGAAGGUCUAUGACCGGCUACGCAAAGAUGGCAUUGGCCCACCUUCUUGGCCGUCGCAGCCAGGAAAUCCGAAAAAUAAACAAGCAAUGGCGAAAUUCCGCGAGCAGUAUGAAACGUAUCGCAAAAGGGUCAGAGCGUCUCUGACCAAGGCCGGGUUGAUCGAUGACCCCGAGAAACGAAAAGCGCUGAGCGAUGCCAUCGAAUUCAAGGGUAUCUGCGAAGAUAUGUGUCCAGAGUUCGAGAAGAUUACGAGGAUUACAGAGCUGGACGUGGUCCAACCAGAGAAGGAUCCCCGGACUUCAUAUGCGGACACGACCAAAAUGGUGAAGAAGCUGGCUCGGUCAGCCGCUGGUCAAGAAGCUCCCCUUCCCAUGGACGUCCGCUCUGUUCCGGCCCUGCGCCGGACUUUGGAUUAUCUUCUAGACGAGCUGCUGCGGAAUGAUGAAAACUUAGCAGCAGUGCACGGCUUUCUCUGGGAUCGCACGCGCGCCAUUCGCCGGGAUUUUUCGUUUUUCUCGUCGCUUACGCCCGAGGAGAUAAAAACCCAGGUAUACGUGUUGGAGAAUAUUUCAAGAUUUCAUGUCACAUCCUUGCAUUUACUAUCACAGGCAGGCAAGGCACCCGAGGAUUUCGUCCAACAACAAGAGCUGGAGCAGCUUGGCAAAGCCCUCUUAUCACUUAGAGACGUUUACGAUGACUGCAACGAACAAGGGAUUGAAUGCGAGAACGAACCAGAAUUUCGAGCAUACUAUCUGGUUUUCCACGCGCGCGACCCGAGCAUCCUAGAAACCCUCCAACGACAGUGGAAGUCAGCUCUUUGGCGCGACUCAGACGAGGUCAGAACCGCAGUCUCAUUGGUCGAAGCACUCCAAGAUACGCACGAUUUCCAUGGACCGCUAAAAGAUGGACCUUCACUAGCCGCCUCGGCAGCCUCACAAGCAUAUUUCCGGAUUGUUCGAGAUCCAAAGGUCUCGUAUACCAUGGCAUGCUUUGCGGAAUGCCACUUUCCUCAGCUCCGAAGAUCAAUAUUGCAAACCAUCAAGCGCGCACUUGCGAGACCAAAGGACUCAGCUAAGGAUGUAACGGCAGCAGCACUUAACAAGUUUCUGCAAUUCGACACCGUGGAGCAGGCUAUCGACUUUGCCGAACUCCAUAACUUGGAAUUCGUUCAAGAUCCCGACAGGCCGUUUGACAUUGAACGGAAGAUUUUGAUUCUCGACAGCAAACAGCCGCUUCCUCACCGCCGGUUGCAGCAUCAGUUUUCGCAGGCGUUGGUGGAACGAAAACGAGGCCCAGUACCACUUCCUGAAGUGAUACAUCGCACUGUUUUUGAAGAUCCCAAUGCUGCAGUCAAAGUCAAUGGGCUGGGGACUGAGGGUAGUCUUUUUGUACAGGACGACGAACCCCAGUCACAAGCGAAACCAAAUAUUGGCGGGUUCGGGCUCACAACGGGUGGUGCACCUGCAGCUACAUCCACAGCCUCGCCAUUUGGACGGAUUGGGGCGACUCCCAAUGCUCAACAAGCCUCGACCCCGUUUGGCGCUUUUGAUAAUUCGCAGUCUAAUACUACCAAAAAUCCCUUUGCUCCGGUGUCGACGCCUCGAGCUGGUACCCAAUCCAAUCCCUUUGCAACCAGCGGGUCAACACCUGCACUGUUUGCAUCAAAGACCAAUGGCGAUGGGGAUAAAGCCCAACCCGUGUUUGGAAAUGGUGCUACUACGAACCCAUUCGCACCAGCAUCACCAGCCAUUGAUAAGCCUGCAAUAGUAGGAAGCAAACCAAGUUUCCCAUCCACGGCACCAAACCCGCUUUUGUCAAACAGUAGUGCCGGCACUCAAGGCGUCAAUCCUUUCUCUUCUGGGCUGCUGGAUGUGCCGAAACCAAUACAAGAUGCUACCAAGCCGACACCAGUGUCCUCUAUGCCGCCUCCUCCGCUCCCACAGCCCAAAGCAUUGCCUAGUACGUCAGACGGUGUCAAACAAAAUUUCGAUUCCUCAGCUUCAUCACAAGCAAAGCCAGCCACUUUUGGGGUUGGCGGCUUCCAAUCCAGUCUGUCUCUUGAGAACCAGGGUUCGGGCAAUGCCGUUACCAAGGCUUCAGAUGGCACUCCAGAUACCGCGAAACAACCCAACACUCCGGGGUCGCAAACAUCGUCAACGACUGGCCUUGGCGGAGCUUUGUCGCCGGCAAUUUCGACUCUGACAGCUGACAAGCCUCCUUUUCCUGCCUCGAAAUCAUCGUCAAGCGCGUCCGGCCCAACCGUACCCAGUGGCGUGCUUCAUGUGCCGUCCCCAUCCGGAGAACCUGGCGAGAAACCCGUACCUUUUCCGAGCAGUGCAGAGUCGAGAGCUCCAGCUGUGGCUACGCCACCCAAACCUGCUGAGAAACCCCGAGACCUGCUUGGCGACUUUACAAGGUGGUUUGUUAUGGGCGACAAUGGCUUACUCGAUCAAUUUCAAGUGUACAUGGUUGAUAAACUUGCUAGAGAGACAUUUGAUAAAUUCCAACAGGAAGUGGAAGAAAACCGAAGAAGGGAAGAGGAGGAAGCCAUAAACAAGGAAGUUGGGCAAUUCCGGACAUAUAAUCUUUCUCUCAAAUACUUUUACCGCUGGAGGCAUAAUGCGAGAGAGAAGCGUCUGAGUGCUCUUAGGCGAAGUGGUCGAGACCAACUUCGAGCGUUCUACGCGUCGCAACAUGCUGCUGAGAGAUGGGCUCGGAAAGAGGCGUCCAAGAAAGCUGCCAAGCAACGAGCGGAACUUGCCAAAGUCAAUCAUGCCGAAGAAUUCAUGGACAUGUUGAAGCAAAAGGACGUGAGCAGACGGAAAGCUCGCGAGGCGCUUCUCUCCAGCGGGGUAUUAUCCGGCAUGGGCAAUGAGCAUGACGCCGUCGACUCGAUUGUGAGGCAAGAGUUUAGGUCUAGGACGAACUCUGUGUCUACGAGUUGCCAAUCGCGAGAAUCAUCGCCCAACUCGAGCAGGAAGCUAGGCGGAAAGACCAAGGCAUUGCGCGACCUCUACCUGGCCAAACCCGGUCGGUUCCGCCGCUCUCUGCCCUCCAUAUCCUCCAGGGAGAGUGAGGCCCCCGAUCGUUCUAGGUCGACAAGCAACGCGUCGGCUCGGUGGAGGCUCAAAGCUAUGGGCAUUGUGCAGCUGCCUGAUGGCACUGCCGUGCCCGAGUCCAUGGCGCACGACAUGAUGGAACGGCCUGGCCACUACUCCAGCCUGGCAUUCGGAUCGACAAUCAGAGACAAUUCGGUUCGACGGGCUUCUGUGAGCGGGGGUGCGCAAAAUCUUGAAAUGUCCCGACUUGACAACAUGGAUGACGGAUCAGCAACGAAUAAGAGAAAGAGGUCAUCUGAGGAGGACGUGAGUGUGGCCGAGAAGGAGGACGUCACAGCGCGUAGCAAGCAUCAGCGAAUCAUGAGCGAGGCGGAGAAGCUCACAAGCGAACUCAAGGAAAUACGGCAAGAAUUGGAACAAGGACGGGAAUGGUUCAGGUCUCAGAACGAGCGUCUACGGAGUGAAUCGCGCGCCGAGUCUUGCGGGGGUGCGCAAAAUCUUGAAAUGUCCCGACUUGACAACAUGGAUGACGGAUCAGCAACGAAUAAGAGAAAGAGGUCAUCUGAGGAGGACGUGAGUGUGGCCGAGAAGGAGGACGUCACAGCGCGUAGCAAGCAUCAGCGAAUCAUGAGCGAGGCGGAGAAGCUCACAAGCGAACUCAAGGAAAUACGGCAAGAAUUGGAACAAGGACGGGAAUGGUUCAGGUCUCAGAACGAGCGUCUACGGAGUGAAUCGCGCGCCGAGUCUUGGUUCGACGACAGCAUCUAA
This is a messenger RNA of Metarhizium acridum CQMa 102, 4239 nucleotides long. NCBI's taxonomy places the organism in Eukaryota, Fungi, Ascomycota, Sordariomycetes, Hypocreales, Clavicipitaceae. The record is from RefSeq and is a predicted model, not a curated record.